This is a messenger RNA of Mizuhopecten yessoensis (Yesso scallop), 5966 nucleotides long. RefSeq lists its product as uncharacterized. The transcript has 12 exons. Gene Ontology annotation, molecular function: protein binding. The record is from RefSeq and is a predicted model, not a curated record. NCBI's taxonomy places the organism in Eukaryota, Metazoa, Mollusca, Bivalvia, Pectinida, Pectinidae. The coding region runs from base 351 to 3350 and encodes 999 amino acids.
UGUGGGGAGUAUCAGAGAGGUCCGUGGUAUCAUCUCAAUAUUGAGAGUUCUCCUUGGAAGGAGGGAUUUCUAGUUCAUAAAUAACAAUUGAGGUGUUCUAAAGUCACUCAUUCUGAUGAUAUAUACUGCUAGUCUAUCAGUGUAAAACUUUAUAUGAAGUCACCACGUAGUCUAUUGGUUUAAAUAGACACUCAUUCUGAAGAUAUAUGGCAAGUCUAUCAGUGUAAAACUUUAUAAAAGGGCACCACGUAGUCUAUUGGUAAAAUAGACACUGUGGAUGAAUGGCUAGUCCAUCAUUGUAAAACAAGAAGUCACCACGUGGUCUUUAGGUUUGUACAGAAAUAUCAGAAAUGGCUUCAGAUAUUCCAAAAGAGGCCAUAGUUAUCCACAACUCAAUGGUUCAUUAUCUUAGUGGACAUAUUGGGAAGACCAAAUUAAAGGAACUUACGAGACUGUUUAGAUUAAAUCCAUUAACUACAGUCGAAAUUGAUUCAGUUGAAGACAUCUAUGACCUAUUCGAGAUUCUUAUGAGAUACAUUGAAAUAGCUAUAGGAGACUAUACACAAUUCGUACUGCAACUUCAUCGUACAAAUCCAGACCUGGCGAUAUAUGUGACAGAUAAAGAGAAGGAAAUUAAAAGCAUUGUUGAUGGAGGUCCAUCACCAGGCAAAAAACCAAGGCCAGGAGAUCAAGGCCAGCAACAGUCUACAGAUCCGACUGCUAUGACUGUUACAACAGCAGACACAAGCCAAGCCAAAAGUCCAUCACCAGGCAAAAAACCAAGGCCAGGAGAUCAAGGCCAGCAACAGUCUACAGAUCCGACUGCUAUGACUGUUACAACAGCAGACACAAGCCAAGCCAAAAGUCCAUCACCAGGCAAAAAACCAAGGCCAGGAGAUCAAGGCCAGCAACAGUCUACAGAUCCGACUGCUAUGACUGUUACAACAGCAGACACAAGCCAAGCCAAAAGUCCAUCACCAGCCAAGCAACCAAGGCCAGGAGAUCAAGGCCAGCAACAGUCUACAGAUCCGACUGCUAUGACUGUUACAACAGCAGACACAAGCCAAGCCAAAAAAAUCCAUCCCGACUUGGAACCCAUGAUAGAAACAGCCAAAGCCAGAAUUAAAAAAGAAAAAAUAGUGAACAAAUUCUAUCCCACCAAAGGUUUCCGUGAUGCUAAAGAAAAGCUCCUAAACAACAGGGUUGUUGUCAUCAAGGGAAACACGGGAGACGGUAAGACAGCAAUUGCCGUUCAACUCCUUCAUUGGCUGAGUGAGGAGCAACAAGCCGGACAACCCCUACAACUUCAUGAGAUUAAGAAAUUAGAUUUAUUGGCUCCAAACUUGAAAUUGAUCACUUUUAUUGAUGAUAUUUUUGGUGAGAAAGAUGCGAGUAAAAAGGAUGUACAACAGUGGAACAAAAGAAUCUCAGAUGUAAAAACACUUUUUUUAGAUAAAAAAAACCAGACCAAUUUCCUCAUCAUUACUAUUCGUAAUAAAGUAUUCAAUUCUUUGGAAAAACGUUCUCUUGGAACAAUUUUUAACACAGAUAACAUUAUUGAUCUGAGUUCACAUACAUACGAACUUGCAGUAGAAAAACAACAACUUUUAGUGCUGUAUGAGCCAGAAAACUUUUCAUGGACAGACACAGAAAAAUCACAAAUUUUAACUUAUGCACCAAACAUUGGAUUCCCACAAUGUUGCCAGCUUUUCUACAAUUCUGAAGAAUUGCAGAAAGAGCGAGUGAGAUUUUUUGAAAAUCCUUUUUAUUUUUUGAAUGAAGCAUUGUCAAUAUUAAAAGAAUGGUCUGCACUUUUGUACCUCUUCCUCAAUGACGGAGUGAUCAGAGUAGAAGAUCUGGAUCCAAACAGUAAAAAAGUCAAUGAAACAUUGCUGGAACAAGCAUUUUCAAUAAAGUUGAUUGAUGGUAAAUAUCACACAGCCACUUAUCACACAGCAACUUUAUUUUGUGAUAAAAUUGGAAAAGUGGGAGUUAUAAAGGACAGUUUCGAUAAAUUAUUAGGCUUUUUGGUAAAGAAGGAGAAAAAUUGGUCUGGUGAGGAUGUGUACAGAUUUAAUCAUGAUUCUAUAUAUGCUGCUGUGGCAAUUUUGUAUGGAAAUGUCACACCGAUCGGCUAUAUACAGAAUUGUCCAAGCAAAUCCCUCAGUUAUCUAACAACCUCAGAGACAGCUACAAAAAUGAUUGUCAUAUCAUCUGAUCAUUUUACAGAGAUGUGUGAGCGUCUACUCCAAGAGUUUGAAUCUGAGGAGAAACGAUGUGGUACUAGUAGUAUUGGCUCUCUAGAUGUAUGGAAUGAUCAUGUAUUUGUUAAAAGAUUUGUCAGUUUGUUGAAUCACAAAAACGUUGAUAAACUUGCUGUUUUGAAUAAGGCAUGUUCUUUUGGUGCAGAAGAAUUUGUUUUAUAUCUUCUGUCAAAAGGUGUAAGACCUGACAAAGACACAGCAUUGUCAUUGGUUAGUGGACAUUUGAAUGAUAGUAACAGACAAGUGCGUUUACUUAGGGAAAUUGUUGUAUACUUGAAUGAUGAGACAAAAGUUGAUGUGUUGAAUCAAGCAUGUUCUUUUGGUGCAGAAGAAUUUGUUUUAUAUUUUCUGUCAGAAGGUGUAAGACCUGACAAAGACACAGCAUUGUCAUUGGUUAGUGGACAUUGGAAUGAUAGUAACAGACAAGUGUUUUUACUUAGGAAAAUUGUUGUAUACUUAGAUGAUGAGACAAAAGUUGAUGUGUUGAAUACAGCAUGUGUUUUGGGUGUAGCAGAAUGUGUUAAAUAUCUUCUGUCAGAAGGUGUAAAACCUGACAAGGACACAGCAUGGUGGUCAUUAAUUGAAGGACAUUGUAAUGAUAGAAACGGACACGUGGGUUUACUUAGGAAAAUUGUUGUAUACUUGGAUGAAGAGACAAAAGUUAAUGUGUUGAGUACAGCAUGUUUUUGGGGUGCAGAAGAAUGUGUUUUAUAUCUUCUGUCAGAAGGUGUAAAACCUGACAAGGACACAGCAUGGUGGUCAUUGUUUGACGGACAUUGUGAUGAUAGAAACAGACAACUGGGUUUACUUAGGAAAAUUGUUGUAUACUUGGAUGAUGAGACAAAAGUUGCUGUGUUGAAUACAGCAUGUUUUUUGGGUGCAGAAGUCCUUGUUUUAUAUCUUCUGUCAGAAGGUGUAAAACCUGACAACGACACAGCAUUGUGGUCAUUGAUUGACGGACAUUGUAAUGAUAGAAACAGACAAAUGGGUUUACUUAGGAAAAUUGUUGUAUACUUGGAUGAUGAGACAAAAGUUGCUGUGUUGAAAAAAGCAUUUUUUUGUGGUGCAGAAGAAUGUGCUUUAUAAGUUCUGUCAGAGGUAUAAGACCUGACAAGGACACAGAAUUGUGGUCAUUGAUUGACGGACAUUGUAAUGAUAGAAACAGACAAGUUGGUUUACUUAGGAAAAUUGUUGUAUACUUGGAUGAUGAGACAAAAGUUGCUGUGUUGAAUAAAGCAUGUUUUUGUGGUGCAGAAGAAUGUGCUUUACAUCUUCUGUGUGAGGGAGUAGAACCUGACGAGGAGACAGUGUUUUGUGUGGUGGAGAGAGAGAGAGUAAAAGUGUUACGUAAACUACUGCAGUAUGAUGUCACUACUACAGCGAGGGAUGAGUACAAUAACAAUGUCCUACAUCAGGCGUGUAAGCAUCGGAGAGAAGAGAUGGUGACGUUGUUAUGUGACACUUACCCACACUUGGUACAUGUACAUGACACUGGUGGGUUAGGACUAACCCCGCUCCAUGUUGUGGCGUGGACAGGAAACUGUUCUAUGUUUCAGACAGUGGAGAGGUGUGUACUUAACUCCUUAUAUAGAGUUGAGGACCAACAUCAUACGUGUGAGUCAGUAAAUGGUCUUGUGGUUCAUAGGAACUGUGUGUGUGUUCAGUAUAUGGCUCAGUUAGUGGAUGAUGACGGGAGAACGGUGUUACAUUGGAGUUGUUCGGGGGGACACAGGAAGAAUUGUUUAUAUUUAUGUCAGUCGUAUCCAGCACUUAUAACCACAGCUGUAGAUAAGGUGGGCCGUCAUUGUCUACUUUACAUAGCUGGGACAUAUAGGCUAGAUGUAGACAUGUUCACUGGGUGUGAAACUCAUGUAAAACAAUACCUAGAAUCUACAGGACGUAAGUGUGACAUCACAACCAUAUUUGCCAAUGACGGGAGAUCUGUUUUAGAUAUGGCAAAGGAAAGGACGAAGGAAAGGGCAAAGUUCUGGGAGACAAAACAAAUCCUUUUGUUAGAUCAUCUUGUCAAAGUGUUUGGCAAAUAAAAAUGUUAAUGAUUUCCAAAUGAAACGUACAAUUAUUAUCAACACAAACCUUUUAAAACAAUCAUGUGGAAAGGUCAUAUCACGAUGAAUGGUUUUAACGAAGACAUUUUAUUAGUUUUCAAAAGAUUUCGGUCCAAGUUUACCGAUCUCCGUGCUUCGUAAAAUAGGUCAAGGAGAGGAAUGGAGAGGAUCAUGUCGGGUUUCAGACCAGAGUUGAUGGUUUUAUGAUUGAUCAUGAUUGUGGUGUUAUAGGUUGUUUUAAAUGUAUUUUGAAGUAUUGCAUACAUGAUGCUAUGUGCUGUGAAUGAAUGAAACAUCAACAGUUAACUUUGAUAUGUUGUUGACAUUUGAUAGAUAUCAAAUAUUUCACAAUUCACCUGAACAGAAUCAUAAACUUCGCCAUUUUAAACAUUAUCAAAAUAUUUCUUUUAUUGUAUAUAUUUUGUUUCAAGAUUUGCAAUUUUUAUUAUCUUUGUUUAAUUUAAUCUAUUUAUGAUACAAUGUAUUCUCAUUUUUUGUGUAGUCUAAGAUAGAUUUGAGGUAAACAUAUUCUUGAUUAAAAUAAGUUAAAAGAGGAAGUUCAACACACAUUAAUAAAAAAAAAUUACAACUAGUGUGUACUGGUAUAAGGAUGUCUUCUUUGGGCUUUGACAGUGGGAAAUUUUUUUUGAGGAGGUUUGGCCUCACAGAUGACAAAAUAGAGUUUGUCAGGAGUGAAAUAAUUAUGACUUAAAUAUUAAUGAUACUUCAGAAUUGUUUCUCUCAAAGCAUUAACAAAUAAAGGUAAGGAUAAGUUUGCUGGAGUGGGGCCAAACAUUUCUUUUUCUGAUGUUUGAGUAUAUAAUCCUAAAUGCAGAGCAGAGUGAAGCCAUAUUCUUUUCUGAUGUGUUAAGAAAUAGAAAUAUAGAUUCAUUUUUUUUAAAUUGAAAAGGGAGAUAAUCCUUAAAUGUAGCAGUACAGCUUUGAUCACUUGUAAACGAAAGGGCCUGCACUUUUCUGGAUACGGUACACAAAAUAUUCAAGUCUGUUAUGAAAAUAUAUAUAUUAGACCAACGGUCCACUUGAGUAAACCAUGAAUGUCCUCGUCUUUUCCCCAAGAUCAGUGUUAGCGUGGAACAAUCUGUCUGCAGAUACGACCGGAGCACCUACCUCGGAUUAAUUCUAGGCGAGGUUGUCAACCAAACAAUAGAAGACAGACACUGGUGUACAUACAAUGUAGUUUUAUUAAAUGAACUUUUUGACAUUGUCAUUAUUUUAUAAUUAAGUACAUGCCGAACCUGUGCAAUCAGCGUGAUAUCCAAUAGGACGUUGCUGAUUUUACUGACCAAAACCAGAACCCUUUAACAAAUGUGUGAACAGGUGGGGAUCUCUUAAUUAAUAACAUGGAUAUUAAUUCCUGAAGGGUGGGUUCAAUUCCAUACAAGGUCUCGUCAUGCAUAGCAAGAUAACAUACAUUAAAAGGUCAUCUGUUGUUUUGGACAGGAUGAGCUAAGGUAUUUUUUUUGUAACAAAUUAACAGUAUUAAUAAUCACGUAUGAAAAUAAAAUAAAAUAUGUUAUCAGAUUUUUCCAUUUUUAUAUCUAUGAUAUAGACCAGAUGAGCUUAUGUUUUUUUUAACUAAUUAAUAGUAUCACCAAGUAUGGAAAAGAAAAAAAGU